GCCAUGCGGAAGAGCGGAGCUGGGGGCCUUGGGCUGUACCAAAGCAACUUUCCGAACCUGGCGGAAUUUUCCAUUGCCGACUUCCCCUGGACGGCCCGUGCGCGGAUCUUUGUGACGGCCGUGAAUCCAGACACGGGCGCGCUCAGCCCGUCACCAGUGCAGUCGGCUGUCAUCAUGCGCAAGGUCUGCGGAGCUCACUGCCUCAGGUGCGACUCUGAAGGAGCGUGCCUAGCUUGCGACAGUGGCUACGUGCUGGAG
This is a messenger RNA of Symbiodinium pilosum, 258 nucleotides long. The record is from the annotation of a GenBank genome assembly. NCBI's taxonomy places the organism in Eukaryota, Dinophyceae, Suessiales, Symbiodiniaceae.